Messenger RNA from Camelina sativa (false flax), 573 nucleotides. RefSeq lists its product as uncharacterized. The record is from RefSeq and is a predicted model, not a curated record. Gene Ontology annotation, biological process: negative regulation of catalytic activity. Gene Ontology annotation, molecular function: pectinesterase inhibitor activity. NCBI's taxonomy places the organism in Eukaryota, Viridiplantae, Streptophyta, Magnoliopsida, Brassicales, Brassicaceae.
AUGGCUCUCAAUAUGAAUACGAAUCUGAUCAUUACUACUCUUGUGACGAUCUUGAUUUCACAUUUACCUUCUUCCUCAACAGUGGAUCCUGAGCGGCCAACAAAGUCUGUAAUCGACAUAAUCUGUAGCCAAACAGUCAACUUCAAUGAGUGUGAAUCGAUUGUCACGUCACAGCUCGACUCGUCCCAUACAGAUAUCGAGACCAUAACGAAAGUAACGACAAAAAGAGCUCUGACCUAUGCUAUGGAGACGGUUUCUCAUAUCCAAGACUAUCUUCUCCCAAAUACAACAGAUUCUCGGGACAAAGCUGUUUUCUCCGCUUGCAAGAUCGCGUACAACGCCGUGGUUUCUCGUCUUCAGAGUGCUUAUGCGUCCAUGUAUGAACGUGAUUACGUGGCAAUGAAGGCACAGCAGAAACAAGCACUUAGGUAUAUUGAGGUGUGUGUUAAGAGGACUAACUUCUUUCGGCGGACUCCGUUUGUAGCAGCCAACUAUUAUGCGAGGUUGAUGGCGAUGACUGCCUCCAUUUCAGGCCAGAUCCUUUGCUCUUCCUACAACCGCGACCCCUGUUAG